Manis javanica (Malayan pangolin) is the source of this 6708-nucleotide messenger RNA. RefSeq names its product cytoplasmic FMR1 interacting protein 2 (gene CYFIP2). The record is from RefSeq and is a predicted model, not a curated record. Gene Ontology annotation, molecular function: small GTPase binding. Gene Ontology annotation, biological process: regulation of actin filament polymerization. NCBI's taxonomy places the organism in Eukaryota, Metazoa, Chordata, Mammalia, Pholidota, Manidae.
GGGGCCGGGCGCGGCGGCCGGCGGCGCGGGGGCCGCCAGAGCAUCCUGCGCCCCGGCGCGGGGCCCAGCGGUAUCCUCAGGCUGCUCCCCUGGACCUGCCGCCGACCCAGGUGCGGGAUACAGAACCUGCAGCCAUGGCCGCCCACGUCACCCUGGAAGAUGCCCUAUCCAAUGUGGACCUGCUGGAGGAGCUGCCCCUCCCCGACCAGCAGCCAUGUAUCGAGCCUCCCCCUUCCUCCAUCAUGUACCAGGCUAACUUUGACACGAACUUUGAGGAUAGGAAUGCAUUUGUCACGGGCAUCGCAAGGUACAUUGAGCAGGCUACGGUGCACUCCAGCAUGAAUGAAAUGCUGGAAGAAGGACACGAGUAUGCAGUCAUGCUGUACACCUGGCGCAGCUGUUCCCGGGCCAUUCCCCAGGUGAAAUGCAAUGAGCAGCCCAACCGAGUGGAGAUCUAUGAGAAGACAGUGGAGGUGCUGGAGCCUGAGGUCACCAAGCUCAUGAAGUUCAUGUACUUUCAGCGCAAGGCCAUCGAGCGGUUCUGCAGUGAGGUGAAGCGGCUGUGCCAUGCCGAGCGGAGGAAGGACUUUGUCUCUGAGGCCUACCUUUUGACCCUGGGCAAGUUCAUCAAUAUGUUUGCUGUCCUGGAUGAGCUGAAGAAUAUGAAGUGCAGUGUCAAGAAUGAUCACUCAGCCUACAAGAGGGCAGCGCAGUUUCUGAGGAAGAUGGCGGAUCCGCAGUCUAUCCAGGAGUCACAGAACCUUUCCAUGUUCCUGGCCAACCACAAUAGGAUCACCCAGUGUCUCCAUCAGCAACUGGAAGUGAUCCCUGGCUAUGAGGAGCUGCUGGCGGAUAUCGUCAACAUCUGCGUGGAUUACUACGAGAACAAGAUGUAUCUGACCCCCAGUGAGAAGCACAUGCUCCUCAAGGUAAUGGGUUUUGGUCUCUACCUGAUGGAUGGAAAUGUCAGUAACAUUUACAAACUGGAUGCCAAGAAGAGAAUCAACCUCAGCAAAAUCGAUAAGUUCUUUAAGCAGCUGCAGGUGGUGCCCCUUUUCGGCGACAUGCAGAUAGAGCUGGCCAGAUACAUUAAGACCAGUGCUCACUAUGAAGAGAACAAGUCCAAGUGGACGUGCACACAGAGCAGCAUCAGCCCCCAGUACAACAUCUGUGAGCAGAUGGUUCAGAUCCGGGAUGAUCACAUCCGCUUCAUCUCCGAACUUGCUCGCUACAGCAACAGCGAGGUGGUGACGGGCUCCGGGCUGGACAGCCAGAAGUCAGACGAGGAGUACCGCGAGCUCUUCGACCUGGCCCUGCGGGGCCUGCAGCUCUUAUCCAAGUGGAGUGCCCACGUCAUGGAAGUGUACUCUUGGAAGCUGGUCCACCCCACAGACAAGUUCUGCAACAAGGACUGCCCUGGCACGGCGGAGGAGUACGAGAGAGCCACACGCUACAACUACACCAGCGAGGAGAAGUUUGCCUUCGUGGAGGUGAUCGCCAUGAUCAAAGGCCUGCAGGUCCUCAUGGGCAGGAUGGAGAGUGUCUUCAACCAGGCCAUCAGGAACACCAUCUACGCGGCCCUGCAGGACUUUGCCCAGGUGACGUUGCGCGAGCCCCUGAGGCAGGCCGUGCGGAAGAAGAAGAACGUCCUCAUCAGUGUCUUGCAGGCAAUUCGGAAAACCAUCUGUGACUGGGAGGGGGGCCGAGAGCCCCCCAAUGACCCGUGUUUGAGAGGGGAGAAGGAUCCCAAAGGGGGAUUUGAAAUCAAAGUGCCUCGGCGUGCCGUGGGGCCCUCCAGCACACAGGCCUGCCAGUGGUCCCCGCGGGCUUUGUUUCACCCCACUGGUGGCACACAGGGCCGAAGAGGCUGCCGAUCCCUGCUGUACAUGGUGCGGACCAUGCUCGAAUCGCUCAUCGCAGACAAAAGCGGCUCCAAGAAGACCCUGAGGAGCAGCCUUGAUGGGCCCAUCGUCCUCGCCAUAGAGGAUUUCCACAAACAGUCCUUCUUCUUCACACACCUGCUCAACAUCAGCGAAGCCCUGCAGCAAUGUUGUGAUCUGUCCCAACUCUGGUUCCGAGAAUUCUUCCUGGAGUUAACCAUGGGUCGGCGAAUCCAGUUCCCUAUUGAGAUGUCCAUGCCAUGGAUUCUGACAGACCAUAUCUUGGAAACCAAAGAACCUUCCAUGAUGGAGUACGUCCUCUACCCUUUGGAUCUGUACAACGACAGCGCCUACUAUGCUCUGACCAAGUUCAAGAAGCAGUUCCUGUACGAUGAGAUUGAGGCCGAGGUGAACCUGUGUUUUGAUCAGUUUGUCUACAAGCUGGCAGACCAGAUCUUUGCUUACUACAAAGCCAUGGCUGGCAGUGUCCUGUUGGAUAAACGUUUUAGGGCUGAGUGUAAGAAUUAUGGAGUCAUCAUUCCGUACCCGCCAUCUAACCGCUAUGAAACGCUUCUGAAGCAGAGACAUGUCCAGCUCUUGGGUAGAUCGAUUGACCUGAACAGACUCAUUACCCAGCGCAUCUCUGCCGCCAUGUAUAAAUCCUUGGACCAGGCCAUCAGCCGCUUUGAGAGUGAGGACCUGACCUCCAUUGUGGAGCUGGAAUGGCUGCUGGAGAUCAACCGGCUCACACACCGGCUGCUGUGUAAGCACAUGACCUUGGACAGCUUUGAUGCCAUGUUCCGGGAGGCCAAUCACAACGUGUCUGCGCCCUAUGGCCGCAUCACCCUGCACGUCUUCUGGGAGCUGAACUUUGACUUCCUCCCCAACUACUGCUACAAUGGGUCCACCAACCGUUUUGUCCGAACUGCCAUUCCUUUCACCCAAGAACCACAAAGAGAUAAACCUGCCAACGUCCAGCCUUAUUACCUCUAUGGGUCCAAGCCUCUCAACAUUGCCUAUAGCCACAUCUACAGCUCCUACAGGAACUUUGUGGGGCCCCCUCAUUUUAAGACCAUCUGCAGACUCCUGGGUUACCAGGGCAUCGCUGUGGUCAUGGAGGAACUGCUGAAGAUCGUCAAGAGCUUGCUCCAAGGGACCAUUCUCCAGUAUGUGAAAACACUGAUCGAGGUGAUGCCCAAGAUCUGCCGCCUGCCCCGGCAUGAGUAUGGCUCCCCAGGGAUCCUGGAGUUCUUCCAUCACCAGCUGAAGGACAUCAUUGAGUAUGCUGAGCUCAAAACAGAUGUGUUCCAGAGCCUGAGGGAGGUGGGCAAUGCCAUCCUGUUCUGCCUGCUCAUAGAGCAAGCCCUGUCUCAAGAAGAAGUCUGUGAUUUGCUGCAUGCUGCACCCUUCCAAAACAUCUUGCCUAGAGUCUACAUCAAAGAGGGGGAGCGUCUGGAGGUCCGGAUGAAACGCCUGGAAGCCAAGUAUGCCCCGCUUCACCUGGUCCCUCUGAUAGAGCGGCUAGGGACCCCUCAGCAAAUCGCCAUUGCUCGGGAGGGUGACCUGCUGACCAAGGAGCGGCUGUGCUGUGGCCUGUCCAUGUUUGAGGUCAUCCUGACCCGCAUUCGGAGCUACCUGCAGGACCCCAUCUGGCGAGGCCCACCACCCACCAAUGGUGUCAUGCAUGUGGAUGAGUGCGUGGAAUUCCACCGGCUCUGGAGUGCCAUGCAGUUUGUCUACUGCAUCCCCGUGGGGACCAACGAGUUCACAGCUGAGCAGUGCUUCGGGGACGGCUUGAACUGGGCUGGCUGCUCCAUUAUUGUCUUGCUGGGCCAGCAGCGCCGCUUUGACCUGUUUGACUUCUGUUACCACUUGCUUAAAGUCCAGAGGCAGGACGGGAAGGAUGAAAUCAUUAAGAAUGUGCCCCUGAAGAAGAUGGCAGAUAGAAUUAGGAAGUACCAGAUCUUGAACAAUGAGGUUUUUGCCAUCCUGAACAAGUACAUGAAGUCUGUGGAAACAGACAGCUCCACCGUGGAACAUGUGCGCUGCUUCCAGCCGCCCAUCCAUCAGUCCCUGGCCACCACCUGCUAGGCCAGAGGACCUGCAGACCCUCGACUGGGAGAAUCAGCAGCAGGAGAGGAAACCAUGGCCAGCCUGCACCAGGGCUGACGAUCACGUGUGGGAUGGACCUAGAAGCAGACCAGAACCUCCCCAAACACAUCUCCUCCUCCCAAGGGCUGGGCCAGUGCAUGCUCUCCCCUGACAUCUCCAUGGUGGUUUUUCCAUAGUGUAAAUGAAAAACAAAACUAAACAAAAAAAGAAACAGGGCACUAUGUGCUUUUUUCCCUUUUUUCCCUGAGCCGUGUGAAGAGCCCUAGUUCCACUCUUUUCCAUCUCACGGUCCCACCCUACAUCCAUGGUUGCUUCCCAAGACCUCCUCCCAAGAUGACAACACCCUACCCAGUGCCCACAUGUGACCUCAGGACUGAAGUCUCAGAGAUCAAGUAAAAGAGCAUGGCCACACCCUGAGAUGGCAGUCUGGCCGGACAGGCGUGCCUACACUUACUGGCUUCUUCACCUCCUCUGGCUCCCUCCCCCCAUUUUCCCAGGUGGCAGCAUCUCCUCCUGCUCUGGACACCAGGGAGGCUACCACCAAGAGUGCUCCUGAAGCAGGCGCAGGAGCCGGGGUGAACAGAGGGCGAGGUUCCCGAUAUUAGAGCCGUGGUCAAUGGUAUUGGGCCUGGCCUUCUGCAGAUUCCCCAAACCAUACCCUAACCCCCCUCUCAGGGCACUCCCGGAGAAAACUCAGAAAUGUACUCACAACCAUGUCCCACUGAGUGGAAUUGGGGCAGGAAGAUGGUCAGGCGCCCUGUGUGGAGGCAGUAUUUAUGAACACAGCCAGGAAUCUCAGAACCCCAAACAGAAGGCAGUUAGACCAUGCUGAGAUGGCCCCUUUAUUCAUUAAGCAGACACAUGGUGAGCUCCAAGCCUCCCAGGGCAGUGGGCACCAGGAACGCAGUGUUGACCAAGUCAGGCAUGUGCCGCCCACAGGCGCUGGCAGCCAAGUUAGGCACCAUUUCUUUGCUCAGACUCAUCAGGGGAAACUCCUACCAGAAGGAAAAUACUAAAAAGGUACUUCAGCAAAAGCCAAAAGCAUAUAUAUUAGGGUCAGGGAGGUGAGGCGUACAAAUAACCCCCAUCAGUGAGCCUUUAAUCCCAAUAUGCGCCCCCAAAAAGGAGUCCUGUUUUAGUGAGCCAGGACUUCCAUUGUCUCGGAAGCUGAAAGAUGCUUGGGACGUUUUGUCUUUUGCUAUCAAUUUCAUUAAUGUUUCUUAACUUAGAUUUUGAGGUACAGGGCAUAUCUCACAAGGGCAGAUCUACUUCCUUUUCCCAGGCUGAACCAGACUUCCUUGCAGAAUCUCCUUCCAUGCGUGGGGAACCUGUUCAGAAGGAUGGAAGCCUUGGGAAAGUGAAUGUUGAUUACAGAGCACCUCCUCAAAGGGAGACUGUGACCUGGAGUUCGUAAGAAAAUAUAAAGUGAGGCAUUUGAUAUUUCUCUCCCAGCCCAGAGAGGAAAAGAAAAGAGAGAAAAUAGAAUAAUAAGGAUCCUGUCCCUCAGGGUAGAUGAGUGGGAAGGGUCACCAUUAAUCAGAUGCCCAUUCUAACCCCAUGGGAAGGGCAACGACGUGUCUGUAGGAAGAAGUUUGUGUGAUACACUCUGCUCACCAGGGAGGAGAAAGGUAGGGCCUGCCAAGUGUGGCCCAAAGGCCGCCUCCAUUAGGCCCCCUGAGGUUAGCACACUGAGCGCAGUCUCCUGGACCCCCCCUCACACCCACUAACUCAGCAUCUCUGGGAGUAAUGUCAAGAAAUGAGCACUGUCCACAGACUCUGAGUUGUUCUCUUGCUCACACAAGCCUGAGGACCACUGCGGUGGAAUCCUCUCUCCUGCUCACCUUGGGCUUUGAGCUCCCACUGAGCCAUGAAAGAAAACAUUGAUCAUUAGUAGGGAAGGAAAGUGGGUUAGAGUGGAAGCUCCUGUCUGGAGCUGCCCCUUCCUAUUUUGAUAUCUAAGUUUUUCUCUUGAUGACAGCUGAUGUGUACCAAAGGCAAAGAGAGGUGAAACAACAUGGUAGAACACGCCUUUAGGCUGACAUGACACCUCUAAGCUCCAGGCCUUCCAAAUUUUCAGUCCUACGUGGGAACAGCAGCUCUUUCAGACACGUGAUGAGCUAUGAAGUCUUAGAGUUCAUUCCAAAUCCCUGACCGUUGCUUUUGUGGGGAUUUGAAUUAUCGAUAUGGUGAGAUUGCUUUUGCAGCAACCCUCCCUUCCCACCCUGCAUUCAUAACCCUGAGUUUGACCCUCUGGGCAGAAUCCCAUUAUUGUCAAGAGACUUGAUCCCAGUAAAUUGAAGUCUUCACCUUCAGCAGAGACAUUUCAUAUCCCUGGCUUGCCAGCAGCCUUUAUUUAUGAACACCAAACAGGCUUAAUAUUCUUUCCUCCUUGAUAUUACUGCCGCCUCUUUUUUUGUGUGUGUCUAAGAACCAGAAAAAAACAUCUUAGGUUUUAAAAAGUUUUAAAAAAAUUGUUUCAGAAAUUGUCAAAUGUACCAUAUUUGUAUUAAGAGUUGUUGGGGAAUUUUGUACAAUGAAUUUACAUUUAUUUAUGGUGACUUAUAUUUACGCUUGUGAUCAAAGAACAAUGUUAAAUUCUUAAAUCAUAUUUGCUAUGCAGCUGAAGACAAUAUUUUGCUUUGUAUUUUGGGUACCUGUGUUAAGUUGAUAAACAUUUCCAUCUCCAUUAAAACUGCUUCCAGACUAGUGAAACCAG